Molecule: messenger RNA, 1410 nt
Organism: Sphenostylis stenocarpa
Lineage: Eukaryota; Viridiplantae; Streptophyta; Magnoliopsida; Fabales; Fabaceae
Source: the annotation of a GenBank genome assembly
AUGAACUGCUUUGAGGAAGAUGUUCCAAUGCCUGUGAGUCCUUUGGCAGAUUACUUUAGCAACUCUUUGAUAAAUGUGUUUGUUCUUGGUGUUAUUGAAUCUGAGAUUCCAAUUGAUGACUCAAAAGCUCAACCUCUGCUUAAGAACAACUUCCUUCCCACCAGUCCCCGAUUCUCCUCUAUCAUGGUUACGAACAAGAAUGGAAAAAAAGCAUGGAAACAAGUUGAUGUUAAUCUGAAGGAUCACAUCAAGAUUCCUACGUUUACAUCCACCAAGCGAGUAACCAAAUUAUAUGACGAGUGUUUUGAUGAAUACAUGUCAAAAAUAGGUAUGGAACAGUUACCAGAAGAUAAACCACUUUGGGAAUUUCAUAUAUUUAAGUAUCCAACGAGCAAAGCUGCGGGAACUUUUAUACUUAAGCUCCAUCAUUCACUUGGAGAUGGCUACUGUUUCAUGACAACUUUUCUUUCAUGCGUACAAAAUGCUGACAAUCCUUCUGUUCCUGUAAAGUUUCCUUCAAGCCGAUCGGUGGAAUCAAAAAGUACCAAAGUCAUGCCAAAACAAUUAUCUCAAACUGCUUCUAUGGUUAAGAGCGCAUUUGAUUUUGGCUGGAGUUUGUUGAAAAGUAGCUUGAUCCCAGAUGAAAAAACACCAAUUAGGUCAGGGCAUGAAGAUGUAGGGUUUCGACCUAUGAGGUUUUCAAAUGUUUCCCUCUCUUUGGACAACUUCGAAGAAGUCAAAAGUAAACUCAAAGUGAGUGUAAAUGAUGUCCUGGUUGGUGCAAUUUUCUUUGGCAUUCAACUAUACAUGAAGGCAAAGAAUCACAAAUCAAGCACAGAGAGUACAGCACUGGUGCUGCUCAAUACCAGGAAAAUUAGACGUUACGUAUCACUGAAGGAGAUGCAUGAUACCAAUUCCGAGGCACCUUGGGGGAAUAGAUUCCACUUCAUGCAUGUUCCAAUGCCCAUGUUAAGUGAUGACAUUGAUUAUUUGAACCCUCUUGAGUAUGUGUUCGAAGCCAAGAAAAACAUCAGCCGGAAGAGAAAUUCUUUGGAAGUACCAAUGACUGGCGCGCUGUUACGCUUGUUGAACGAAAUCAAAGGACCAGAGGCUGCUACAAAAUACAUGCAUAAGAUAAUGAAUAAUGCAAGUUUGAGCAUCUCACACGUGGUAGGACCAAUGGAAAAAGUGGCUUUGAUUAAUCAUCCAAUCAAAGGCCUCUACUUCAUGACUGUUGGUUUAUCUCAGAGUAUCACAGUGACUAUAACAACAUACUCGGGAUAUUUAAGAGUUGGAUUUGUAGUAGAGGAAGGCUUCAUAGACGAAUAUCAACUCAAGUCAUGUUUCCAGACAUCUCUGGAAAUGAUACUGGAAGCAGCAAAAAAAUUACCAAUCAAAACAAGAUUAUAA